GGGGGGCGAGGACGCGGGCACCGGAGGACCGGCGGCGUGUCCCCGGGGUGAGGAUCCUGCGGGGUUGGGAACGCUCCAAAGGGAGAGAGACCGUGCACCCCUUGGGGUCGUCCACAACCCGAGCCCCCUGUGGCUGGGGGUCCUGGUUCGGAGAGGCCACCCCGCCGCUGGGGCGCGAGGAGGAGCCGAGGGGCGGGGACUGGUGCUGGAGGAGGGCUGGGGUGGGGACGCCUGGGAGAACCGGGUCGCAGCAGACAGACGCACACAGGUCCCUGGAUGGUUCGAGAGCGUUCUGCUGCCACCACCUUUUCCGGGCACAGCACGGAUUUGACAGCUCCACGACGUGAGGACGUCCGUUGAGCUCGCCACCCCGCGAUCGCAGCCCCCCAAGGCCCCCUGUCCAGCCGCACCAGCGCCGCAAGAUCGCAACUUUCCAACUUUGGUUUUUGCAUUUUUUUUCCUGCUCCCACCCCCCAGUCCCCGGCCCGAGGGCCGCCUCUGCGUGCAAGUGGAGGUUGCGAGGGUGAGCGGACUUGCAGGGGCCACUGAAAGCAUCCGUUUCCAAAGACACACUCCGGGGUCCAAAUGUCACUCAGACGUGCGUUUUCAUGACGACUGCGUUUCUCCGGCUCUCUUCUCCAUCUCUCAUUUUGAAAUACCAAAGUGCUUGGUGGGGCAUGCAAAAAUCAAGGUAACCGAGGAUUGCCAAGGAAAAGCUCCCGAUUGUCAUGGCUGAAGGAGAACAUGAAGUGAGAUGGGACGGACUGUGCAGUCGAGAUUCAAGUACAAGGGAGACAGCGCUGGAAAACAUUAGGCAAAGCGUUUUCCGAAAAGCCGAGUACCUCCGUUCGAUGAAAGAGACGCUUCAUCGUCCAUCAGACGGACUUUCAAAUGCUGUGUCUUUGGAUGGGCUGAAUAAACUUCUUGCUCAUUUGCUUAUGCUGUCUAAGAGGUGUCCCUUUAAAGAUGUAAGAGAGAAAAGUGGGUGUAUUCUGAAGAGCGUCGAGGAACUUGGAAUUAGAAUUCCUCGACCACUAGGACACGGACCAAGCAGAUUCAUCCCAGAAAAGGAGAUUCUCCAAGUGGGGAGUGAAGACGCACAGAUGCACGCUUUAUUUGCAGAUUCUUUUGCUGCUUUGGGCCGUUUGGAUAACAUUACGUUAGUGAUGGUUUUCCACCCACAAUACUUAGAAAGCUUCUUAAAAACUCAACACUAUCUUCUGCAGAUGGAUGGGCCGUUACCCCUACAUUAUCGGCACUACAUUGGAAUAAUGGCUGCAGCAAGACAUCAGUGUUCCUACUUGGUGAACCUGCAUGUAAAUGAUUUUCUUCAUGUUGGUGGUGACCCCAAGUGGCUCAAUGGUUUAGAGAAUGCUCCUCAAAAACUACAGAAUUUAGGAGAACUCAACAAAGUGCUAGCUCAUAGACCCUGGCUUAUUACCAAAGAACACAUUGAGGGGCUUUUAAAAGCUGAAGAACACAGCUGGUCUCUUGCAGAAUUGGUACAUGCGGUAGUUCUACUCACACACUAUCAUUCUCUUGCCUCAUUCACAUUUGGCUGUGGAAUUAGUCCAGAAAUUCAUUGUGAUGGUGGCCACACCUUCAGACCGCCUUCUGUUAGUAACUACUGCCUCUGUGACAUUACCAAUGGUAAUCACAGUGUGGAUGAGGUGCAGAUCAACUCAGCAGGAAAUAUUUCGGUAAGUGACUCCUUCUUUGAGGUUGAAGCCCUCAUGGAAAAGAUGAGGCAGUUACAGGCAUGUCGAGAUGAAGAAGAGGCAAGUCAGGAAGAGAUGGCUUCCCGCUUCGAAAUGGAGAAGAGAGAGAGCAUGUUUGUCUUCUCCUCAGAUGAUGAUGAGGUUACACCAACAAGAGACGUAUCACGUCACUUUGAGGACACUAGCUAUGGCUAUAAGGAUUUCUCUCGACAUGGGAUGCAUGUUCCAACAUUUCGUGUCCAGGAUUACUGCUGGGAAGAUCAUGGUUAUUCUUUGGUAAACCGUCUCUACCCAGAUGUGGGACAGCUGAUUGAUGAAAAGUUUCACAUUGCUUACAAUCUUACUUACAAUACAAUGGCAAUGCACAAGGAUGUUGAUACCUCAAUGCUUAGACGGGCUAUUUGGAACUAUAUUCACUGCAUGUUUGGAAUACGAUAUGAUGACUAUGAUUAUGGAGAAAUUAAUCAGCUGUUGGAUCGUAGCUUUAAAGUUUAUAUCAAAACUGUUGUUUGCACUCCUGAAAAAGUUACCAAGAGAAUGUAUGACAGCUUCUGGAGGCAGUUCAAGCACUCUGAGAAGGUUCAUGUUAAUCUGCUUCUCAUAGAAGCUAGGAUGCAAGCAGAACUCCUUUAUGCUCUGAGAGCCAUUACUCGCUACAUGACCUGAGGCCUUUCUUCCACUAAAGAUGAUUCUGGAAUGAACAGCACAUGUAGUCUACAAGGGGAUGGUUCCAAGCCCCAGGACCAAUGGUAGACAAAUGAAUCCAGAACCCAUUGUGCCAUGAUUCCUUUAGUGUCUGCCAUCUCACCAUGGGAAUGUCAUCACUGGCACGAGCCAAGAGUGCUUGGCAGCUUCGAGGUUAGAGCUGUGAAGAAAGGCUGCUGUUCACAGUGUUUUGCUUUUUGACAGUACAAGAUGCUGUAUAAUUGUUCUAAUACAGCAGCUAGUAAUUCUCCAAAUCCCAUUGCUUUGAUGUUGAAUAACAAGAAUCAGAGAGAGUAACGAAUGGGGCUUGGAUGAUGACUAAGAGUUAUACUGAAAGAGUUUUAGAAGAUCUUGGUGCUGCUAUCCUGGCUGGUGGAAUGACUAGAUGGCUGUUCCAGUUAAGCUACUCAUAAUUAAAGUGAACACUGCUACUAUCUGAGCCUACAUACAUAAUUUGUGUGGUUUCAAAUUAAACUUGCAAACAUUUUUUUUUUUUGCAUCUAAAAAUACAGAAUUAUUACAGCUCAGCGAAGAUCAUUUUGAGGGUAACAGUUCAUUUCUUUUAUUAAAGUUUUUAAUUCAGUUAUUGGAUGAUACUCAAUUACAGUGGCAUUCUGAAAAGAUUUUCUUCAAAGAGCAUUCUUCAAAUAAAGUGUGGAUUAUAAGAAAAACUGGUUAUCUUCUGAUAGGCUAUUUCACAAAAUUCUCUGACACUGGAGGGCAGCUGUCUUGUGCAGUAUUUUUGUUUCCAGCGCCAAAGUUAUGGGAAAUGCUGCUGUAAAUGCUGCGCAGCCCCGGGGGCGCUCUGUUCCUGUGUGCCUGCUGGCCUCGUGGUCCCUACUUUAAAAGCGUGCAGCUCCUUAAGUAAUAAAGCUGGAAAAUAUGUUUAGUGAAGUUAUCAAAUUUGAUUUACAAAAAAAAAAAUGCUAACUUUGAGAUAAAAACAGGUUUGAAAAAAUGUAUUAAGUACUUUGUAUUCUGGAAGCGUGAGUUGCUUUUGAAGUCUGUCAGUAUUACUGGUAUUUUUCAAUAAAGAAUAAUUUUCUCCAA
Messenger RNA from Jaculus jaculus (lesser Egyptian jerboa), 3473 nucleotides. It is a transcript of the gene Sesn1, whose product is annotated as sestrin 1. The record is from RefSeq and is a predicted model, not a curated record. Gene Ontology annotation, molecular function: L-leucine binding; oxidoreductase activity, acting on peroxide as acceptor. Lineage: Eukaryota; Metazoa; Chordata; Mammalia; Rodentia; Dipodidae. Gene Ontology annotation, biological process: regulation of response to reactive oxygen species; positive regulation of macroautophagy; cellular response to L-leucine. The transcript has 10 exons. The coding region runs from base 729 to 2384 and encodes 551 amino acids. Gene Ontology annotation, cellular component: nucleus.